Messenger RNA from Mycena indigotica, 1476 nucleotides. RefSeq lists its product as uncharacterized. Bases 1 to 1476 code for a protein of 491 amino acids. Lineage: Eukaryota; Fungi; Basidiomycota; Agaricomycetes; Agaricales; Mycenaceae. The transcript has 2 exons. The record is from RefSeq and is a predicted model, not a curated record. Gene Ontology annotation, molecular function: protein binding.
AUGGGCCACGGUGGUAUUUUGCCUGACGAGCUUCUCGUCCGCAUAUUUUCUUUGAUUCCGACGGACUCUCGUUCAAAUCGUGGAGGCUAUUCCGACAAACUACUUCCACUAAUGCGGGUGUCACGACUGUGGAAGGAAACAAUACUGGGCUCUCCUAUCUUGUGGCGUAGAAUCCGCGUCGUCUUCCAGGAUAGUUCAACACUGUCUCACCUAGUUGACGAAGAGGAAGACGAAGAUUCAGAGCUCCUCGAGUCCGACUCAGCUGACUCCUACGUCUACACACCCACACAGAAACAAAUUCUAGACCGGACGGCGUUCUACAUAUCUGCGUCAGCCAACAUGCCGUUGGCACUUGACGUUCAUAUUUCCGACGUUCAUAUUUCCGCUUCGCCUGCACGUCGGUUCCUCAGAGAGAUAUCCAUGAUGCUCCUCGGGGAGGCCGCCCGGUGGCAAAGCGCGAAUUUAGAUUUGCCCUACCGUCAGAGCAUGGUCACAAGAUUGCUAAAAACUGUCAAAUUCCCUAUGCUCUCAUCUCUAUGCUUCGCUGCACAUACUCGUACAUUCCCCCUCGACCAUCUUUCGUUCCCGGCGUUGGCUCACCUUACGGUGACAUAUGGCCACCAGGACGAUUUCAAUAAUCUGCGGCCCAUUGUCAAUCAACUCAAAACAUGCUUCUUCAAUGACUGCUCUUUUCCUGCGGCCCUCUCCCUGUUGAAGACAUCACCUUCUACAGUCCACAUCGUACUACUAAUCCAGGGGCGAGUCAAUCGCAUCCGUGAGGAGCCCAGUCAAUGGGGUCUCGAGACAAUCGAUACUUCUGUUGAGGAGUUGACGAUUGCGUUACUGGGCCCAACAGAGCAUUCACCAUCCUUUGCCAACUUUACUGCCAAGGCACGAUCACUCCGCAAACUCGUUGUAGUGCUCCCCUUCUGCUUGCUUCAUGCCACACCUCUUCUCGGAUUUCUCGAUCGGUCGGAAUGUUGUUUGAAGGUUUUGCAUCUGCAGAUUCUCAUGCCGUCGUCGGAAAACCUUGUUGGAACACUGGGAACUAUUCUGCGCUCUUGCGCUCUGCAGCUGAUAGAAGAGUUCCAGCUGUCUGUCGAGACAGUUUCCGCGACCGCACUCGUAAAACAACUUACCUUACACCAUGCAACGAUGAUUCCGCAAGUUCGGCGUAUCGUCUUGUCCGGUUUCAGAUUUGUGAGCGGACUCGCUAUCCAGGAGCUCCAUGAUUGCGGGCGUCCAUUGGCUGAAUUUCUCAUCGGUAGUACGACCAUGAUCUGGCCGGCUCUGCCACCGGAAACUUCGUUGAAGAAACUACUCCGGUUUGGGGACAACUGGGCCUUUAAAACGAAGAAUGUGCCUAAACAUACAUAUGCUGAUCCCUCGGCCUCGAAAACUCCAUUUCUAAAUUCGCUGAAUGCGCCAGAUACUCCAGACAGACACGAUCUCUGGGAAGAGAUCUACCGCUACUAG